Postia placenta MAD-698-R-SB12 is the source of this 831-nucleotide messenger RNA. RefSeq lists its product as hypothetical. The coding region runs from base 1 to 831 and encodes 276 amino acids. Gene Ontology annotation, cellular component: cytosol. Lineage: Eukaryota; Fungi; Basidiomycota; Agaricomycetes; Polyporales; Adustoporiaceae. The transcript is spliced from 3 exons. The record is from RefSeq and is a predicted model, not a curated record. Gene Ontology annotation, biological process: 'de novo' UMP biosynthetic process; 'de novo' pyrimidine nucleobase biosynthetic process. Gene Ontology annotation, molecular function: orotidine-5'-phosphate decarboxylase activity.
AUGCCGUCCGCACACCUCCAGACCUACGCGCAAAGGGCAGAGAAACAUGCCAACCCUGCCGCGAAGGCACUCCUAGAGACUAUUGAACGCAAAAGCAGUAAUCUGUGCGUCAGCGUGGAUGUCACCAAGAAGGCCGAUUUCCUCAGGAUCAUCGACAUCGUCGGACCCUACGUCUGUCUCGUGAAGACGCACGUCGAUAUCAUCGAGGACUUCGACUCCAGCCUCAUUGACCGCCUCAAGGAACUCAGCGCAAAGCACGAUUUCCUCAUCUUCGAGGACAGAAAAUUCGCAGACAUUGGCAACACUGUCGCCCUGCAAUACUCUAGCGGCGUCCACAAGAUCGCCUCCUGGUCGCACAUUACAAAUGCACACCCCGUCCCCGGGCCCGGCAUCGUCACCGGACUCGCCUCCGUCGGCACACCGCUCGGUCGCGGGCUGCUGCUCCUCGCCGAGAUGAGCACGAAGGGAAACCUUGCAACCGGAACGUACACCGCGGACGCGGUCCGCAUGGCCCGCGCGCACCGUGACUUCGUUAUUGGCUUCAUCGCGAUGCACCGCAUGGACGGCAUCGGCGCGCAAGCAGGUGAGGCUGUCGAGGAUGAGGACUUCCUCAUCCUCACGCCGGGUGUCGGACUAGACGUGAAGGGGGACAGCAUGGGACAGCAGUACAGGACGCCCAGAGAGGUUGUCCUCGAGUCGGGAUGCGAUGUGAUCAUCGUCGGGCGAGGCAUUUAUGGCAAGGGAAGCGACGCGGAGGUGCGGGAGCAAGCCGAAAGGUACAGGAGGGAGGGCUGGGUAGCAUAUGAGGGAAGAGUGUCUCCUCGAUCGUGA